GUUGAUUUCAGCCGCUCUCCGGGCGCGAGUAGCAGUUUCUACUUGGGUCUUUUGAAAACAAGUGGAACGGGAGCUAUCAGAGUGCAUCUGGGUAGCAUGGACAAAUGCACUAAGUCCUGGGACAUGUGACUAAAACAGAAGAGAACCUUGCCCUAGCAGAGCUUACAGUCUAGUAGGUUACUAUCUCAAAGGAGGUGUUUGCUGAAGACAGCUUACUCAGAUCACUGUCACUUGGAAGUGGUUGAUAUAUCCUGGUGCAAAUAUUCAAGGAAGAAGCAGGCAGGACGCUAUGGCCCAGCAACUGAAGAAGAGGGCAAAGACUUGUGGCCAGAAAGGCCUGGGUAGAAGAGCCUUCAGGAGGGAGAAGCCAAGGCCAUCCAAGACACAGCCAGUCCAGAAGGAACUUCUCGACACCACAUGGGCCUUAGAAGAUGAAGGUGUGUUCUUUGAGACGAGCCACCUGGUUGUUAGAGAAGACUCUUUCUCUGACUGUUACAUAGAAUGCAUAAUUAGAGGUGAGUUUUCUGAACCCAUUCUGGAAGAAGACUCGUCCCUUGACUACCUCGAAGAAGGAUCAGAGCAAGAGCUUUCUCAACACGUUCUUACAGCAAGCUCGCUUCUGGAAAAAUCCUUGAAAUGCACGCAGAAAGGGGCAACACAAGAACUUCCUCAACAGAUUGUUAGAGAGAAUUCACAGCUUGAGUAUUCUGAGUGUGUAAUACGCAAGAAGCUUCCUCCUGGAGGAAUACCCAGCAUUGACUUACCAGAUCCUAAACAGUCUGCAGAAUUUGCGAGAAAGAAGCCAACAAAAGAUAAGGAAUAUGAGGCUCCAGAAAGAAUUGUUUGUCCUCACAGUGGAUGCCCAAGAAAGUUGAAGAAUAGAGCUUCCCUGAGAAAGCAUCUCCUCGUCCAUGGUCCUCGAGAUCACGUAUGUGCAGAAUGUGGGAAAGCAUUCAAUGAGAAUGCAAAACUAAAAAGACAUUUUCUGGUUCAUACUGGAGAGAAGCCAUUUCAGUGCACUUUUGAAGGGUGCGGAAAACGCUUUUCCCUGGACUACAAUUUGCGCACACACGUCCGCAUCCACACUGGGGAGAAACGUUUUGUGUGCCCCUUUGAAAGCUGUCACAGGAGGUUUAUUCAGUCAAAUAACCUGAAGGUUCACAUCUUAACUCAUUCAAAGACCAACAAAAUGAAAGAGAAGAUGGAAGGAAAGUAAUCCUUUAACAGGAUAAGCAUAUUAACAAAAGAGUGAUUUGGGGACAAAUGUACCUUAUCAUCGUCUGCAGGAAAGAGCUUUUUAAAGCAAUUGCAACCCUACAUGGCAUAUUUUUGUUUUAAUGUACUACGGUGCUCCAGUAGUUUGACACCAUUUUAGAACGCUGUAUAGAAUUAACAGUGUGUUUCCAACAAGGUCAGUAAUGAAUUUACUUCAAAAGCACAAUCCUUAAUACAUUAUGAACUGGAUUACUGGAUAUGGGACUUAUUUUCACAUGCUGUAAAUAUGAAAUUAACAUUGUUUUUAAAGUCUGUAGUUUCCAACUGUCUAGCUUUUGCCUUUUAGGAAUAAACUUCAUGCAACGUGUGUGAAUCCUAGAGAAGGAAAAUUUUGCAGUAGAUUGUCAGUAAGUGAAUGAGUAGUUAAACAUGUUUAAAAGUUUGAUGUAUUUUUAAUCCUUUUUUUAUCAUUGUAGAAAACUAUUGAAAUCAUAUAGCUAAAUUUGAAUGGUUAUCUGAUAGUGUCAAUUCAUUGGAAUCAUUUUAGAUAUUUUAAAAGGAAAUAAAAACCCAGAGAUAUGCUGAAUCUGGAUUUAAAAAAUCAAAGAGGUGUGUAUUGAA
Messenger RNA from Zalophus californianus (California sea lion), 1836 nucleotides. It is a transcript of the gene ZFP42, whose product is annotated as ZFP42 zinc finger protein. NCBI's taxonomy places the organism in Eukaryota, Metazoa, Chordata, Mammalia, Carnivora, Otariidae. The coding region runs from base 290 to 1216 and encodes 308 amino acids. The record is from RefSeq and is a predicted model, not a curated record. Gene Ontology annotation, biological process: regulation of transcription by RNA polymerase II. The transcript is spliced from 3 exons. Gene Ontology annotation, molecular function: RNA polymerase II cis-regulatory region sequence-specific DNA binding; DNA-binding transcription factor activity, RNA polymerase II-specific. Gene Ontology annotation, cellular component: PcG protein complex; transcription regulator complex.